This is a messenger RNA of Dipodomys ordii (Ord's kangaroo rat), 3621 nucleotides long. RefSeq names its product DEAD (Asp-Glu-Ala-Asp) box helicase 42 (gene Ddx42). Lineage: Eukaryota; Metazoa; Chordata; Mammalia; Rodentia; Heteromyidae. The transcript has 17 exons. Gene Ontology annotation, molecular function: ATP binding; RNA helicase activity; nucleic acid binding. Bases 160 to 2718 code for a protein of 852 amino acids. The record is from RefSeq and is a predicted model, not a curated record.
GGUAGCAGCGGCGGCGGCGGCAGCGAAAGGGGCGGAGAAGAAGGAGCACGGCGGGAUAAGGCCUGAGCCGCGCGUAUUCGGGGGCCGUGGCAUUCUCACCGCGCCAGUGGUAGUGGCAGCUACCGCUGCAUCUGUAGCACCAGAUCAGUUACUGGCACGAUGAACUGGAAUAAAGGUGGUCCAGGCACUAAACGGGGAUUUGGUUUUGGAGGUUUUGCUAUCAGUGCUGGGAAGAAAGAGGAACCCAAACUCCCACAACAGUCCCACAGUGCCUUUGGGGCAACUAGCUCUUCUUCUGGAUUUGGAAAGUCCGCUCCACCACAACUUCCUUCUUUCUACAAAAUUGGAUCUAAGCGGGCCAACUUUGAUGAAGAAAAUGCUUACUUAUUUGAUCAGGCAGCUAGAGAUAUGAAGAGGUUGGAAGACAAGGACAAGGAAAGGAAAAAUGUCAAGGGUAUUCGAGAUGACAUUGAAGAGGAAGAUGACCAAGAAGCUUACUUUCGGUACAUGGCAGAAAACCCAACUGCUGGUGUGGUUCAAGAAGAGGAAGAAGACAAUCUGGAAUAUGAUAGUGAUGGAAAUCCAAUUGCACCUUCCAAAAAAAUUAUCGAUCCUCUUCCUCCCAUUGAUCAUUCAGAGAUUGACUACCCACCAUUUGAAAAAAAUUUUUACAAUGAACACGAGGAGAUAACCAACCUCACUCCACAGCAGCUAAUAGAUCUUCGGCACAAGCUCAACCUACGGGUCUCUGGCGCUGCACCACCUAGACCAGGAAGUAGUUUUGCUCAUUUUGGUUUUGAUGAACAACUUAUGCACCAAAUCCGGAAGUCUGAGUACACACAGCCCACUCCAAUACAGUGCCAGGGUGUGCCUGUGGCAUUAAGUGGUAGAGACAUGAUUGGUAUCGCCAAAACAGGCAGUGGAAAAACUGCAGCCUUUAUCUGGCCCAUGUUGAUUCACAUAAUGGAUCAGAAGGAAUUGGAACCAGGUGAUGGGCCAAUUGCAGUUAUUGUUUGCCCUACUAGGGAGCUUUGCCAGCAGAUCCAUGCAGAAUGCAAGAGGUUUGGGAAGGCAUAUAAUCUUCGCUCAGUGGCAGUAUAUGGAGGAGGGAGCAUGUGGGAACAGGCCAAGGCCCUUCAGGAAGGGGCAGAGAUUGUUGUAUGUACCCCGGUAAAAUACCAGGUUCGGUCCAUAGCAAGUCAUGUUCGUCCUGACAGACAGACUCUCUUAUUCAGUGCAACUUUUCGGAAGAAGAUCGAAAAAUUGGCCAGAGACAUCUUGAUUGACCCUAUUCGAGUAGUGCAAGGAGAUAUUGGAGAGGCAAAUGAAGAUGUGACACAGAUUGUAGAGAUACUCCAUUCUGGGCCUAGUAAAUGGAACUGGCUUACCCGGCGUCUGGUGGAGUUUACUUCCUCUGGGAGUGUUCUCCUGUUUGUUACUAAAAAAGCCAAUGCUGAAGAGCUAGCCAAUAACCUUAAGCAGGAGGGUCAUAAUCUUGGACUGCUCCAUGGAGACAUGGAUCAAAGUGAGAGAAACAAGGUCAUUUCUGAUUUUAAGAAGAAAGACAUCCCAGUCCUAGUGGCCACAGAUGUUGCAGCCCGUGGUCUGGACAUUCCUUCAAUUAAAACUGUCAUUAAUUAUGAUGUGGCACGAGACAUUGAUACCCAUACUCAUAGAAUUGGCCGCACUGGAAGAGCAGGUGAGAAGGGCGUGGCCUAUACCUUACUGACCCCCAAGGACAGCAAUUUUGCUGGUGACCUCGUCCGGAACUUGGAAGGGGCCAAUCAACAUGUUUCCAAGGAGCUCCUAGAUCUGGCAAUGCAGAAUGCCUGGUUUCGGAAGUCACGAUUCAAAGGAGGGAAAGGCAAAAAGCUGAACAUUGGUGGAGGAGGCUUGGGCUAUAGGGAACGGCCUGGUCUGGGCUCUGAGAACACAGACCGAGGAAAUAAUGUAAUGAGCAAUUAUGAGGCGUAUAAGCCCUCCACAGGAGCCAUGGGAGAUCGGCUAACAGCAAUGAAAGCAGCUUUUCAGUCGCAGUACAAGAGUCACUUUGUUGCAGCCAGCUUAAGUAAUCAGAAGGCUGGAAGCUCUGCUGCUGGGGCAAGUGGAUGGACUAGUGCAGGAAGCUUGAAUUCUGUUCCAACUAAUUCAGCACAACAGGGUCCCAGCAGUCCUGACAGCCCUGUCACUGGUGUCACAAAAAGCAUGCCAGGCUUUAGCAAUACUGGGAACAUCAGCAGUGCACCAGUGACCUACCCUUCCAUCGGAGCCCAAGGAGUUAACAACACAGCUUCAGGGAAUAAUAGUCGAGAAGGGAUUGGGGGUGGCAAUGGGAAAAGAGAGAGAUAUACAGAGAACCGGGCUGGUGGCCGUCAUAGCCAUGGAGAGAGUGGCAAUCGGCAUGGUGAUAGCCCCCGUCAUGGAGAUGGUGGUCGCCACGGAGAUGGAUACCGUUACACAGAAAGCAGCAGCAGCCGGCACACUGACAGCCAUCGGCAUGGAGAGAACAGGCAUGGAGGAAAUGCAGGCCGGCAUGGUGAGGGCCGGGGAGCAAAUGAUGGCCGAAACGGAGAAAGCAGGAAAGAAGGUUGUAAUCGUGAAAGCAAGGUGGACCCCAAGAUGGACAACAGCAAGAUAGACAGUAAGACAGAUAAGACAGCUGAUGGUUUCGCUGUCCCAGAACCACCCAAACGCAAGAAAAGUCGAUGGGACAGUUAGAGGGUAUGUGCCACAGAGUGAAAUCAGUUGUCUUUCAUUUUACUUUUAGAAAGAUUUUGGUAACUAGGUGUCUCAGGGCUGGGUUGGGGUCUAAGGAAUAAGGACCCCUUGCUCCUAAUGGAGAAUUGGAGUGUAGAGACAUUAUGCCUUCAUCUGAAUAACUGUUCAGAUGUUUCCUUGGGAAGCUGCUUUAUUUAGUCCUGGCAUGCAAUGAGAGCUGGGAAGCUUCUGCUGGCUCUAGGUGAGUUGUUAUAAGGGUUAAGUGGGAAAUACUUUGGAAGAGAGAGCCUUAUAGGGCACAAGACUCACUCUAGGUUUAUAAGUAGCUUAUAUUUUUUACUAAAAUGUCACCUUGUAAACAUCUAUAAAUCCAAUUCCUUUUCUUAGUUGUUUGGCCAGGCAGUCCCCAUUUUAGGAGUUGGCUUCUGCAAACCCAACCCAUUGAACUGAAGGACUAUUUGAGAAGCCAUUUGGUGCUUUCAGAUGUUUGCAGGGAAAGGAGCUACCCAAUGCUCAGGUUCCCCAGCCAGGUUUGUAUCCAGCCCUGAGACAUGUAGGAAGAAGCCACGUUCCACAACCAGGCUUUGAGAAUCUCAGAGCCAGUAUGAUUGAAGGGAAAAGAUGAUCCUGGAAAGAAUUCUAGGAUUGCUCCAGGUCUGAGGCAUCGUUAAUUAAAAUGAAAAAGAGAAAACCAACAACAGCUUUUAAAGUGUCUAUCUCAUUGUAUUUUUUUUUAACUUACCCCAAUGGUAGUCUUUUGCUGAAAUGAUUCUGAUGAUUUUUGUUCUAUCUUGUUUAUAAAAAGAAAUAUACAAACUUCGAAUUUUGUGACUUUGUGAAGGUUUCUUUUAAGAUGUGCAUUCCUUUCCUGCUUGCUCUCUAGUAAAUGUUUUACUACUGGGA